Messenger RNA from Cheilinus undulatus (humphead wrasse), 3985 nucleotides. It is a transcript of the gene ppp3cb, whose product is annotated as protein phosphatase 3, catalytic subunit, beta isozyme. Gene Ontology annotation, molecular function: calmodulin binding; calmodulin-dependent protein phosphatase activity. NCBI's taxonomy places the organism in Eukaryota, Metazoa, Chordata, Actinopteri, Labriformes, Labridae. The coding region runs from base 245 to 1798 and encodes 517 amino acids. The record is from RefSeq and is a predicted model, not a curated record. Gene Ontology annotation, biological process: calcineurin-NFAT signaling cascade. Gene Ontology annotation, cellular component: cytosol; cytoplasm; calcineurin complex. The transcript has 14 exons.
ACAACAGCCGCUAGAUAUCCGCUUAUCCUCCCCCAAAGUCACCGCAGGCGCAGCAGCAGGCUUCCCUCGUCCAAGAGAGCACGGAGACUCCACCGAGUGAUGCCACUGCUGCAGCAAGAAAAACACCAAGCUACCGCGCAUACUCUCAACGCCUGCCGGAGGACCCGACACCACAGUCUCGGCCUUUGACAGAAGAGAGAACCCCCUCCCCACCCCCUAGGCUUCGUUCCGUCCUGACUCCAGGAUGUCCGACAGCAACGCAAGUCCCUCCGAUCGGGUGAUCAAAUCGGUCCCCUUCCCCCUGGCCCAUCGACUUACCAUGAAAGAGGUCUUUGACUCUGAAGGCCGGCCACGGGUGGACCUGCUCAAAGCUCACCUCACCAAGGAGGGCCGUCUGGAGGAGGCUGUUGCACUGCGCAUCAUCGACGAGGGUGCUGCCAUCCUGCGCCAGGAGCGCACUAUGUUGGAUAUUGAGGCACCAGUCACAGUGUGUGGAGAUAUUCAUGGACAGUUUUUCGACCUGAUGAAGUUGUUUGAAGUGGGAGGUUCUCCUGCCAAUACACGCUACCUCUUCUUAGGUGACUAUGUGGACCGGGGCUACUUUAGCAUUGAGUGUGUAUUGUACCUGUGGUCACUGAAAAUCCUCUACCCAAAGACACUCUUUCUUCUGCGGGGAAACCAUGAAUGUAGACAUCUGACGGAAUAUUUUACCUUCAAACAAGAAUGUAAGAUCAAGUACUCGGAGCAGGUGUAUGAUUCCUGCAUGGAGGCGUUUGAUUGCUUACCCUUAGCAGCCCUGAUGAACCAGCAGUUCCUGUGUGUGCAUGGGGGACUUUCGCCAGAGAUACACACACUUGACGACAUAAAGAAGUUGGACCGGUUUAAGGAGCCCCCAGCAUUUGGGCCCAUGUGUGACCUGCUGUGGGCUGACCCCCUGGAAGACUUUGGCAAUGAGAAGACCCAGGAGUACUUUGGCCAUAACACAGUCAGAGGCUGCUCCUAUUUUUACAGUUACCCAGCAGUGUGCGAAUUCCUACAAACAAACAAUCUACUGUCAAUCAUCAGAGCACACGAAGCACAGGAUGCUGGGUAUCGUAUGUACAGGAAAAGCCAAACUACAGGUUUCCCCUCCCUCAUUACAAUCUUCUCUGCUCCAAACUACCUGGAUGUCUACAACAACAAAGCUGCAGUGCUUAAGUACGAGAACAAUGUGAUGAACAUCCGUCAGUUCAACUGCUCUCCUCAUCCCUACUGGCUGCCUAACUUCAUGGACGUCUUCACGUGGUCACUGCCUUUUGUGGGAGAAAAGGUGACUGAGAUGCUCGUCAAUGUCCUCAGUAUCUGCUCUGACGAUGAGCUCAUGAACGAUGGAGACGAGAUCUAUGAUGCCAGUGCAGCAGCAGCGAGGAAAGAGGUGAUAAAGAACAAGAUUCGAGCCAUUGGGAAGAUGGCUAAAAUGUUCUCUGUUCUACGGGAGGAGAGUGAGAAUGUGUUGACACUGAAGGGACUGACCCCUACCGGAAUGCUGCCCAGUGGAGUGCUGUCUGGAGGCAAGCAGACCCUACAGAGUGCUACCAUUGAGGCCAUAGAAGCCAUCGAAACAGUUAAGGAUGCUGAAGCCAUCAGAGGCUUUUCCCCGCAGCAUCGGAUCAGCAGUUUUGAAGAGGCCAAAGGUCUGGAUCGGAUCAAUGAGAGGAUGCCUCCACGACGCGACGCGGUCAACAGUGUGGGCUUGUCUAUGGGCCGAAUGAAUAUGGGAGAGCCCAAUGGGACCGACAGCAACAGCAAUAUACAGUGAUGCAUAUUCACUCCCAGAUGCCCAGCCACAAACCUCCAGUUACAACUCUGAAAUGGUAUCAUAUUUAUAGAUUCCUGUAUAUAUUCAUAUAUACACAAGGGAAAUGGAUCACAGACAUGAACAUACACACGAAUCAGUAUUUCAUACUGAGGCUAUUGACAACAUUAUACACACAUACAAUCAUAUGCACCACACAAUUACCUAAUCCUCUCUUGUUGCCCUCAGCAGUAUGUAAAGGCAUGAGCAUACCUGGACUUUAUCACCAAAGGCUGACUUUCUUCAAAUGAACUGACAAGCUGUACUUAGUGAACUUUAAUCUCCCAUGUACCUGCACACCAACAGAAAAGAAGCUACAAAAACGUUCUCUGUGGACAAAAGCUUGGCCUGCUGUUCACCAUCUGUGUUGGGGAAUACUGGUGGGUGGACAGUGUCAGUAUGAUGUGGCUGUGUUGGUGGUGUGUUGUGUUGGAUGGGUCAAGUGUUUGAAAGGGGGAGGGCUGCAGUUGGUGAUAAAGAUUGGAAUUUAACAUUAUGUAUGCCUCUUUUUACUGUUUGCAUCCCUGAACAGGAAGUGAAACUAAACUAGUGAUUGGCUGAUUUUAUAGGGUUAUGGAUAUGCCUGCCUGUGUGUGCACAAUGCUCCAGAUGUAAAUGUCUGUGCAGUUAUAUCGGAAAAUGUGUUUUGGUUGUUUUUUUUUGCAAACAAAAGAAGAUAUCUCCAUCGGUCAGAUGACAGCAAGAAAACGUUUGACUGUGGCAUGGUGAUUUAUCUGUUGCCAAGAGAUGGGGGUAGUCUCAGCUGCAGUCUAAUCUGAGCCCUUGCUGUCCCCCUUCUUCUCAGGAGGAGAUUCUUUGUUACCUGUUACUACACUGAACUCAUCCUCCCCUUGAAAUAAAGUGAAGGAUUCCCUACAACUCUGGUCCUAGCCCAGUUAGCUCUUGGGAAAGUUUGAAACUGGGCCAAGUUCUGAUUUGAAGUGUUUCUCCCAGCCCCAUUUGUAAAUAUGACUCACAGAGAGGUUUUAUUGCACAUGUGGUGCAUAUGGUCACAAAAUGCAAGAUGCAGUACGACAAAAGUUGGAUGAUCUGUAUAUGAUGGAAUAGGGGUGAGUUGAAAUGUGAAAUCGUUCCCUAUAUAUUCUCUUUCUACAUCCUACUUUCUUCCUCUGUUGCUGUCGCUACUGAACAGCUAGCAACAGCCAGGAGUCUGGCCAAAAAAGCAGCUGUCAAGACAGCAAGGAUGAGGCAGAAGGUCUUUGUAAAGCAUUUAUAUUAACGCAUCAGUGCAUGCUGAGUUAAGUUCUUUGAUAAUAAUGUGAAGAUUAUAUUUGUGCUCUGUGUUUUACCAUGGUAGGACAUUUUGUUUUUUGUUUUGUUUCUCUGGUUAAUAUAAAUUAAAUGAGAAACAACGAAUAAGUUAUUUUAUACAUAAUAUUUAUUUACUAAUUUAUUUUUUAUUCAUUUAACUUAAGAUUUCUUUCAUUUUUUUCUUUCUUUUCUUCUUUCUCACAAUGUUUGCUCCACUUUCUUUUGAUGCUGUACAGAAUGACCAUACGCUUCUUUUCAGAGUGUCAAGUCAGCGUUCUCUCCUCUCUUAUUUGUCAAUGUACAGGAGUCGUUUUUAAUGAUAAAUAUGAAAAAUAAUAAUUAUUUAACAAGUACUGAUGAAUGACCAUACUAUAUACAGAGGCACAGGCAUUCAGGCAGCCAAAAGCAUGAUUGCAUGGUUAGAAUUUGCGCUGUUCAAAGCAAAAAACAGCAAGACACAUGUUAACAGAAGAGCUGGUGUGUUGCCGUCACAAUUUUAAGGAAAAAGUGUACUCUGAUUAUAAUUCUUGAUGAUUCCUCUUGUUAUUUGAUGAUAUUUAUUACUCUAUGAUUAUUACGAUUCUAUUCAUUAUGGACAUUAUUCUUAAUAUUUAAGCUCUCUCUGCUGGUUGCUCCUCCUGUUACGUUGCUCUUUGAUUGAUCUUGUUGUGCUUCUUUGGGAGAGAUGACCCCCCCUGGGAGACCCUGUGCCAUAGAAAUUGUGCCACGGUUCUUUCUCUCUCUCUCUCUCUCUCUCUCUCUCUCUCUCCCUCUCUUUCUUUCUCUUUCUGUUUUGACUCCCCAGUCACUAACACUGUAAGCAUGCCCCAUGGGACGAUCCACUUUUUUUACUCUUGAAUAAAAUAUGCAUGAACCUUU